CUAAUUCGAACUGAGUUCUGAGUCGCUCGCGAUACGAGAACUUAAAGCGGUCAAGACUUUACUCGUGUACGCAUAGGCGGGGAUGUUAGCGGUGGGGCUGCCGCCUCAUGGCACCUCAUUUGACUGCGCAUGAGCGACAUAGGAACGAGCAAAGCCAGUGAGAUAACUCUAUAGCCACUGAGGGGCGUCAGGCCGCAGGCUGUGUGUAGUGGAUCGCGGGCUGUAGUUGCGGUGUAACGGUCGUAGUCGUGGGGUCCGUCUAGGAAUGGGAUUGACUCUUCCGUCCGCCAGAAGUAACUUCGACGUUUUCGCAAGUUUCGUUAUCCUACCUCUCCCAGCAGUUGCCUCAUCGGCUUAUCCAGGAGCAUUGAGAAAAGGGGGAGCGUUGACGAAGGCGUUGAAGGGCAGAGGAUUGGAAAGGGGGGCGCGAAGGGGCACGAUGCGAGAGCGGCCAGCGAUGGAGAGACGACGGGCGGUGGGGCGGCAGCCGUCGUUGCGCCUCUGCAUGCGCCUGGCGUUCGCUCUCUUUCUCCUCGCAGCACACGCUGAACGCGGUUUAGCGGCGGCUUCUAAUUCAACGAGCGGCGGCAAGAGCGACGGAAAGAGCGGCGGAAAUGGUGGCGGAAAGGGCGGCGGACAGAGCGGUGGAAAGGCGGGCGGUGCGAAAAAGGGCUCAACGCAUGGUGCCAAGGCGAGCGCGAAUGAGGCCGGUAAACCAGCCGGUGACGGCAUCGCGCGGCUCGUUCUGCUGCGCAACAACUCGUUCGGCGCGAAAUGCCUCGACGGCAGCCCGCCUGGCUAUUAUCGCCGCGUGGGCUACGGCGGCGGAACCAACUCGUGGCACAUCCACUUCCCUGGUGGCGGGUGGUGUGCGACGCGCGACGAGUGCGCGGAACGUGCGACGACGUUCCUCGGGUCGACGAAAUACAUGCCGCAAUCGUCCCAGGGGUCAUGGGUGGGCGGGCAGAUGACAGGAAUUCUCUCCCCCCGGCAUCCGGAGAACAAGCUCUUUUACAACUGGAAUCUCGCGCUGCUCGCCUACUGCGACGGAGGCGGCUACGCGGGCAGCGCGGGGAAGGUCGCUGUGAAGAGCAGCGGGAAAUCGGCGGUGUUCAUGCAGGGCGAUGCGAUCGUUAAAGCCGUGCUGCAGGACCUGAACCGAACGAAGGGCGGCCUGGGGUCAGCCGCGCGCAUUCUCGUCUCGGGCUGCUCCGCUGGCGGCUUCCCUGUGACGCGCCUGUGUGACUCCGUGGCGGCCGCCCACCCCAAGGCCAACGUCAAGUGCAUGAUUGACGGUGGCUUCUUCUUGGAUGCCAAGGACCGGCUAGACGGGUUCACCUUCAGAUCAAUCAUUCAGAAUGUUUCGUCCCUGCACAGAUUCACUGACAGCAAGUGCAGCCAAGGUAUGGAAGCGUGGAAGUGCAUGCUUCCUGAAUACUCCUUAAAGACAGUCUCAAGACCCGUCUUCAUCACUAAUGCACUGUUCGACUAUACAGCUCUCAAACUGUACAACCAGCUGCGAGACACCACGUAUCAAGUCAACAACAGGUGCUUACGGCAAAUAAUUUGGAGCCAAGGAAGCCUGCAGAAGGCUGUGACGUCCAACCAAUGGAAGCCCUUCAAUCCCAAGCCCGGAGAGUGUGAUGCGACGUCCCGCAGUAUAAUACAAGCCACAGUCACUGAUCUUUUCAAUAGGAUGAAAAGCAGUGUGGAGGGAGAGAAGAACUUAGUUGGCUUUCUGGCAUCGGAUUGUGUGGGUCAUUGCGUGGCCACUACAUCUCAGUGGUUCAGCCCGCCCAGGAACAACACAUACAUGAAAGAUGCUGUUGUAAACUGGUUCAAGGGCAAGCUAUUAGGUGGAAAGUUGUACUUUUGAUAUGGUGUAUACCUCUUGUUGCAAGCCUUAUUGU
Messenger RNA from Closterium sp. NIES-67, 1910 nucleotides. NCBI's taxonomy places the organism in Eukaryota, Viridiplantae, Streptophyta, Zygnematophyceae, Desmidiales, Closteriaceae. The record is from the annotation of a GenBank genome assembly.